Molecule: messenger RNA, 990 nt
Organism: Cooperia oncophora
Lineage: Eukaryota; Metazoa; Nematoda; Chromadorea; Rhabditida; Trichostrongylidae
Source: the annotation of a GenBank genome assembly
UUGGAAUUUCAGGAAAUCGACGCCGAUCGAGCAAGUCAUGCCGAUGGGCUGCAACGAAAACCGUCUAAGCCUUCGCCUCCAAGCAGUGGCGCCAACAAAACCCCAAAAGGAGAAUGGGAUCGCGAAUGGGAUCAUGGAAAGACACCAGCCGAAACAUGGCGUGAAAAUGUGCCGUCUAUAGAGACCCGUAAGAGACCGUCUGGUCGUGGUGCUCACCAAUGGGCGUCAAACCAACGUGGCCAUCGAGGUGGCCACAAGACUCGUGGACGGUCAGAAGAGCCGGUGUCUCAGGUGAAUAGAGGAAGUCGAUUGGAAGGGAGAGUAACGGUCCAUCCAGAACAGAACUCUGGCAGCCGACGAGGUCGAGGUCGAGGCGGCACACGCAAUCCUGCCCGCCAUGUCACCAAAACCGAUGGGGAUCUGAAGAUCAGCGUCAAAGCAGGAGAUGAUAACUCCAAUCAUCCCAAGCACCAAAGAAAUACGCGACAAAGUGCGAAAACUUCUUCAAACAAUAAGGAUGACCCGUCAGCGGGUCAGAAUUCUCCUCCGACGAAAAAUAGGCCAAGGAGACGCUACACGGAGAAGUACGAGAUCAAGCAAUUGCUACGGGCACUCGUGAAUAAAGUGGAAAAAGCGGAACGCAAAGAAAGGCAACAGAAGCAACGACAGCUGAAGGAGAACAACGUCGUCGACGACUCGAAGACUUCUCCAACAGACGCUAAAGCAAACGCCGAGAACACUCCUCCGACGGUGGCUUCUGGAGCUGUUGAAGGAAAAAAGUCCAUUGAAGAAAAGAACAAGGAUGCCAAGAACUCGGCCGAAGAAGCGACCGUCAAAGCCGAGUCGGCGCCGACAGCGACGAAUCCAACCGCAACAGAGGCUAAAGAAACCAAAGAGCCGGCGCUGAUCAAAGAUAGCGAAAAUCAGAAUCGCUUUGCUUAUGGAGCACAGCAACACGGGUUACAUCAAACGGAUCGACCGAGUAGAUGA